This is a messenger RNA of Rotaria sp. Silwood2, 300 nucleotides long. Lineage: Eukaryota; Metazoa; Rotifera; Eurotatoria; Philodinida; Philodinidae. The record is from the annotation of a GenBank genome assembly.
AUGUCAAAUAAUUGGAACUCUAAUGAUAAUCAAUUGUAUUCAAUUGUUGAAUAUCCUUAUCUUAUUUCGCUUCGUAUCUGGUUGGCUCAUAUUGAUUAUGUCGAGCAGUUUCUCAAUGAUACAAAAACACAUCUACCUCAUUUAACUAAAUUAAAAGUCAAUUAUGAUCAAUUAGCAGUCGUAACAAACAACUUCACAAGAGAUACAACACGGCUCAAUUGUGCUAAAGUGAAACAAUUAAUUAUUGAAAAAACACUGGUGCAUUCAAAAGAUUUUUACGUUUAUUUUCCUCUAUUGUAA